AUGAGAGCCUCAGUUCUCCUCGCCUGGCUCACCACCACGGCGGGCGUUGCCCUGGCCGUCCCCGCCGUCAAGGACGUGGCCAAAGACGUGUCCCCAGCGCACAAGGAGUUCGUGCUCUUCCACAGCUCCAACAUGAAGGGCGCAGACAAGCUCCCCUUCGCCGUCAGAUUCCACUCGUUCCGCGUCCCCGCCCUCGUGACGACGUCGACAGGCCGCGUGCUCGCCUUCGCCGAGGGUCGCCGCCGCGACAACCGCGACGUCGGCGACGUCAAGGUCGUCAUCAAGCGCACCAAGGAGGCCACCAGCCACGGCGGCAACCCCAACGACUGGGAGGCCCUACACGUCGUCACCAGGGGCGACGGCGUCUGGACCAACCCCACGCCCGUCGUCGACGGCAACACCAUCUACCUCUUCGUCAACUGGCACGACGCCAAGGUCAGCCGCGAGGGCGACGACAAGCUCCACAACGGCAAGAAGACCAAGAAGGUCGACGGCAAGUCCCGACGACACGUGUACGUGACGCAGAGCACCGACGACGGCCAGACAUGGUCGGACCCCAAGGAGAUGACGAAGCAGCUCACGCCCAAGGGGCAGGCGUGGGACACGGUCGGCCCCGGCAACGGCAUCGUCCUGACGACGGGCGAGGUCGUGGUGCCCGCCAUGGGGAGGAACAUCAUCGGCCAGGGCACCCCCGGCCAGCGGACGUGGACGUUCAAGACGAUCAAGGGCGCCGGGGACGAGGGCACCAUUGUGCAGACGCCCGACGGCAAGCUGUACCGCAACGACCGCGCCGGCAAGGACGAGGAGUACCGCAAGAUCGGGCGCGGGACGCUCGACAAGUUCGGCAAGUUUUCCCUCGACAAGGGCCUCCCGGACCCGGACUGCGCCGGCGCGACGCUGCUCUACCCGGCUGACGGAAAGGGCCCGGCGCGCGUCGUGUUUCUCAACUCGGCGGACAAGAAUAGCCGGCGGGCCAUGCGCGUGCGCAUCAGCUACGACAAGGACGCAAAGGGGUACACCAACGGCCGGAAGCUGGCGGAUGCGCCGGUCGCCGAGGCCGGGAACGAGGGCGGGUACGCGAGCUUGACGAGGACGGCUGAUGGGGAGGUUGGCGCGCUGGUCGAGACAAACUUUGACAAGACGGGUGGUUCCAAGGACGAUCACUACGCGAUUAUCUGGAGAAAGUUCAACUUGAGCUGGGUCUUGCACGGGUCCAAGUAA
Molecule: messenger RNA, 1221 nt
Organism: Metarhizium brunneum ARSEF 3297
Lineage: Eukaryota; Fungi; Ascomycota; Sordariomycetes; Hypocreales; Clavicipitaceae
Gene: SIA
Product: Exo-alpha-sialidase
Biological process (GO): oligosaccharide catabolic process; ganglioside catabolic process
Cellular component (GO): cytoplasm; intracellular membrane-bounded organelle; membrane
Molecular function (GO): exo-alpha-sialidase activity
Source: RefSeq, a predicted model, not a curated record